Nematostella vectensis (starlet sea anemone) is the source of this 1568-nucleotide messenger RNA. RefSeq names its product prosaposin. The record is from RefSeq and is a predicted model, not a curated record. Gene Ontology annotation, biological process: sphingolipid metabolic process. Gene Ontology annotation, cellular component: lysosome. Bases 99 to 1418 code for a protein of 439 amino acids. Lineage: Eukaryota; Metazoa; Cnidaria; Anthozoa; Actiniaria; Edwardsiidae. The transcript has 14 exons.
GCUAUAUAAUAAGGAACACUUAAUACUCGGUACUCGCAAAACCCUGCACAACUUCCACCAAAGCUCAGUUCUGCUGACUAGGAUUACGAUCGAAGAGGAUGAAGUGUUUGCUGGUGGUAUUGUGCGCUUUUGCAGCGACUACACAUGCCAAGUUCGUAGGUAACCCCAGGUGUGUUUAUGGGCCCGCGUACUGGUGCCGCAGUCUCGAGCAUGCGCAGGAGUGUGAUGCUGUGGAACACUGUAAAAACAGUGUUUGGAAAUACAAUCAGGAUACCUGUGCCAUCUGUGAGGCAGUUGUUGGGAAAGUAAAGGAUGCUUUGGACGAUAAGUCGAUGGAGGGUAAGGUCAAGGCCAUCUUGGAUGAGAUCUGCGACAAGGAUGGAGGGUUUUUCGCUGGUGAAUGCAAGAAAGUGGUCGAUACCUAUUUCACAAUGAUCAUCUCGCAGCUUGAUAUUAUUUUGCAAAACCCCAAACAGGUGUGCACUACUCUGGGUCUUUGCUCGGCUGAGGCUGAAGAAGUAUUGAAGAGACUGCUGUGGCAGGCAUUGGAAGGCGGUGAUCAGGGUUCUUGUGAAAUUUGCGAGCUUGUAGUCGACAAAAUUAGAGGUAUCCUCCAGAAUAACGCUUUACAGCAAAAGGUCCAAGCGACACUGGAGCAGUUCUGCAAAACACUUGGGCCACUGGCAGCGCAGUGCAAGUCCGGUGUUGAUCAGUAUUUCCCUAUCGUCAUUGCGCAUCUGAACACUCUUUUGCAAGAUUCCAAGCAAGUGUGCACAGAAUUGGGGUUGUGUAUCGCGGGAAACAGAAAAGCAAUGAUGGACAACCUAAUACAGCACGUGUUGCGGUCUUUGCCCAGUGUGCACAACUCGGAAGUGUGCAGCAUCUGUGAACUUGCUGUGGAUAAAAUCAGGGAUGUCAUUGGAGAUAACUCUAUACAGGCUGAAAUUAAAGGAGUCCUUGAAGAUGCCUGUGUUAAAGAGGGCGGGGCUUACGCUGGUGUUUGCAAGGCCUUGGUGGACCAGUACUUCCCUAUCAUCAUCUCACACUUAGACAAACUCGUACAAAACUCGAAGCAAGUGUGCACUGCCCUGGGAUUAUGCUCCGCUGAUCGCUGGGUGUGUCCGCGACCCGACGACGCCCCUCAGUGUGUGUUGUGCGAGUUUGUGAUGAAAGAGAUCAAGCAGCUUUUAGCCAAGGAUACCACUCAGCAAGGAAUCGAGAAGGCGCUUAUGAUGGUCUGUUCUAUCAUGCCAGAAACAAUCAGGAAUAACUGUGACAAGUUCGUGACUGAAUAUACACCAAUCAUCAUGAGCUUGCUUCUCGAGGAAGUUGACCCUGCGAAAGUCUGUUCCAUGAUUGGACUCUGUAACAGCCCUGCAGCAGCUCUAGUGCGCAUGACCUUAGUGCGACAGAUAUAAGAUGUAUCUGAGAAAUACGAGGACAGUUAUAAGAUGUAUCUGGGAAAUACGAGGACAGAUAUAAGAUGUAUCUGGGAAAUACGAGGCAACUGACUAAAUGUGCCGAGGUUGAUUUCUAUAAUAUACGGAAUAAAAAAUACUGAACCUGUC